GCUGCUGCUGCUGCAGGAGGAGGAGAAGAAGAAGAAGUUGGCGCUGUUAGCUCAACACUCAACUUUACAAACGGAGUCGUCGUUGAGCAGUUGGACCGGAGGGAUGGACAUCGACACGGCUUCACCGGUAAACACACCGACCGACCUCCCGUCCUAACGCCAACCGGAGAGUCUCACAGCGAAGCUGUUAGUGGAGCUAAGCUAACGGUGCUAGCCUCCAGACCUGACGGGAGCGACCUACCCCACCAGACUCCAUUCAGAAAACACAGCAUUUAAGGACCGGCGGCCAGUUCUCUAGCGGUGCACACUAACGUUACCGGACACAAAGAUGAUAGAACACGUUAUUACGGUGCCGCCGUUAAUUCGGCCUCAACCCAACAGAACUCCGCUCCAGUUAAACGUUAAUGAUCCGGUAAAGUUUGGUGCUGCAACAAGACACAGUGAGGACAAACAGGACGCAGCCAAAGACGUUCGGAUCAAAAUGGAACCAGACGGUGAUGUGGAGAUCCAGUCGUAUCCCGUCCUCAUGAAGCUUUGCGUCAAACUGACCGACUGCAGGCUGUGGCUACAGGGGCGGGACUUCCUGUCUCUUGACGACCACCCUCAGCUGUGUCCCCAGAGGCCAAGGCAGCACCGGCCGACCAACACGGGCAGGAAGAUGGUGUACUGCUGCGACUGUAACAAAGGCUUUUACAAACAGUCCCACCUGGAGGCUCACCACAGGACCCACCGAGGACAGAAACCCAACGAGUGCUGGCAGUGCGGGAAGACCUACCCGACCCUUAUGAGCCUCGUCGUCCACCAGCAGAUCCAUGACCGCAAGGAGCCCUACCGCUGCUCCUACUGCGACAAGACCUUCGCCCUGAAGAGGGACUGGAAGACCCACCACCGGACACACUCCGGCACCAAACCCUUCAAGUGCUGGUUCUGUGGGGACGGCUUCAGCGAGCAGGGCGAGCUCAACGAUCACCUGGAGCAGCACAAGGGGGAGAAGUGCUACCACUGCAAAGUCUGCAACAAGAUGUUCGUCUCCUACCAGGGCUUCAACUUCCACCGCAAGUCGCACAAGAACCCGAAGCCGCUGCCCUGCCUCAAGUGCAAGAAGACCUUCAGCAACCCUCAGAGCCUGAAGCUCCACCAGGUGACCCACUCCAACAGGAAGCCGCACAAAUGCUCCACCUGCGGCAAAGGCUUCAAGCUGCUGAGCGGCCUGCGCUGCCACCAGCGGACCCACGAGGACCUGAAGGACUACCACUGCACUGAGUGCGGCAAGUGUUUCUCCAGCCUGCAGGGGCUGAAGCUGCACAACCGCACGCACACUGGACUCAAGCCCUACAAGUGCACAGAGUGCGGGAAGAGGUUCACCCAGUCACCGCACCUCAAGUCUCACAUGGUCACCCACACCGGAGAGCGACCGUUCCUCUGCAUCACCUGCGGCAAGAGAUUCACCCAGUCGUCCCACCUGAGGUCUCACAUCACACUGUUCCACGUGGGCGAGAAGCCAUUCACCUGCGACGACUGCGGCAAGAGCUUCACCAUCGCUCACUACCUGAAGAUGCACCGGCUGAGCCACACCAAGGAGAAGCUGUACCAGUGCUCAUACUGCGAGAAGUCCUUCUCCUACCACAACUCCUGGAGGGCCCACGAGAGGAUCCACACCGGUGAGCGUCCCUUCACCUGCAGAGACUGCGGUCAAAGCUUCAUCACGUCGGGCUCGCUGCUGAGCCACCAGAGAUCCAAACACACGGGAGAGAAGAGCCACUACUGCAUCACCUGCGGAGAGUUCUUCUUCACCAGCUCGCUGCUGCGGGUCCACCAGCUCGACCACACCGGAGAGCGGCCGCAUGCCUGCAGCUGCGGCAAGACCUUUAAAACCAAAGGAGUGCUGCGCUACCACCUGAAGAGGUUCAUCCACCACCGGCCGGCCCAGUGAACGCCUGCUGCUGCUGCUGCUGCUGCUGCUGCUGCUGCUGCUGGGAGUGUGUACGGAGGGCGGGGACAAAGGGACAGGUGCAUGCAGGUGGUCUAACAGGAAGUUAGUUAUUGUAGUUUAUCGGCAGAGGCACACAGAUCAUAGAGAUGAAGAUACUCCAACAGUUGUCUUCAUCACUCAGUGAAACACGUGUUGAUAUCAGUCAGUGAGGCUUCAUCUCUGAGUCAUCGUCCAUAAAUCAGCUGAGAAAUCGGAGAACAAACAGUUAUCCUGUUUUCUCCAGAGACAGUCGCUCCCUCCACGACAAUCCCUAUCAAGUCUGCACGACCAUGUCAUUUUGUCCAAUCACCACAACUUCACCACAAAUCAUUACCACAUACCACAGAGUGUUUAAAACAGUCACAUCUGGUUUUAUUGUAGAGCUGCGUGCAGCUCACUGAUCCGCUCAGCCCCACUCUGUUUGUCAUGACGCUGCUGCUGCUCUGGGACAGACUCACUCGCACAGUGACAGGGAUAACUGUUAGCGUCUCACGGCUAAUGCUACCCAGUGUUUAUGAAGGGGUUUAAUGACAGAGUCGAGGUGUUAGGGCGUCGAUGUGAGCAACACUGGAACUCAAACAUGCGAGGCCCUUUUCCUGCAGCUCAGAGCAGGUGAAUCUGUCACAGUAAGAACACUCAUCAUUUAAAACACACAACCACAUUUAAAGGUCCAGUGUGUCAUAUUCAGGAGGAUUUAGUGGCGUCCAGCAGUGAAGAAACUACUCCUGCUCAGAAUUCCUUCAGUGUUGAUUGUUCAGGAGCUGAAUGAUUCUCAGAGGAACAGACCAGGAAACACUCUGAAGGAAGACGUUUCACUGUAAAACAUCUGUUUCUCAGAAGCUGUCUGGCUCGUCACAGCUGGUCCACUCCGCACAGCACCUGAUAAUGUCCGUUCAACUUUUUUCUCUUUUAACUUCACAUUUAAAUAAAAUCAUAGUUUUUCUGAUGCUGCUCAUCAUGGAGGAGCUGCUAACCACGGUGUCCAACAUGAACACAUGAAUGUCUCUAUCUAGAGUCAGUGUUUGGUUUGUCCGUUCUGGGCUACUGUAGAAUCAUGGCGGUGCAACAUGGUGAUCUCUGUAGACAAGGACCUGCUCCCUGUGUAGAUAUAAACAUUAGAUUAGAUUCUAUUUAAAUCUGACACACUGGAGCUUUAAGUGUCGACUGUAGAACGCUGUACGCAGAUUAGUGUUUAACUGUUGGAACUUUCUGACUUUUCAAACUAUCAAGUGUCUCAAGCUGUCAAAGGCACAGCGGACUCUUCACCUGACGCUGACGCCACUGUCUGCCUCAUCUGUAAUGGAUUCUAUUCUUCCUGUAUCACCAGGUCAGCCUGUGUCAUCCUCACCGACCUGUCUGUCACCUUCCAAAUUUCACUCUGACGGUUGUAACAAAACAAACUUCGGACCAGCAAAGAUUUUUUCAAAUAUUUGUCUUAGUUGACACCAAUAUGGAUUCAGAUAUUUUUUUUUAAAUUCUUAUCAUGGUAGAAGAAAGUCCUAAAAAAUAUCACAACAUACGUCCCAAUGUUUUGUAGACAGGUUGCAGUGAGAUCAGACGUUUCAGGCUGCAACAAUCACAAAACAAGUGAAGUCGUUGAGUGACCGAAGAGCUCCGAGUCAAUCAGGUCAGAUCACUACCCACGUCACAGCGAUUUGUUGCUGCUCAGUUAUCAAAGGCUUCUCUCAUUGUUGUGGUUCUUUAAGGUCAAAGCUGCUUCUGAUGAACUCUGAACAUUUUAGUUUUUGUUGUUCAACCUUCCUGUUCUUUUUUUGUUUUUAACAGAAAAUGAAAUGAUGUAAAUGAUUAAAACGUCUUCUCUGUUUAAAAACUGUUGUUACAAAGAAUCAAACACUAAGAAACACUCCGGAGACAAAAGUCCUGACACACAGAUCAACUCAGCGUUUUAGGAACGAUGUCUCAAACUGAAUCACUGACAGAUCGACUUUAAAGGAACAGUCCAACAUGUCUGUUCAACUGUCCUGUGUGGGUUGUAGUGCCAACGUAAACCAUCACUAUGAGGACUUUUCUGUAUUACGGGGACAUUACUACAUUGUGAGGACAUUACUACAUUGUGUUUGGUCCUCACCUCUUCAGAGGAAUGUUUCAGGGUUCAGGGUUAAGCUGCUGGCAGGUGAUGACGAGGGCAGGUGAUGACGAGGGCAGGUGAUGAGGGCAGGUGAUGGCGGCAGGUGAUGGCGGCAGGUGAUGAGGGCAGGUGAUGAGAGCAGGUGAUGACGGCAGGUGUCUCUGUGAAUGCCGGCAGAAGUGAACGUAACAUGAAGCUGCAGACUGAAACAAAACAACAGAAACCAGCGAAACGACCAAAGAGUUUUACGUAUGUGAACAACUUCCUGUCUGAGGUUUGGCGGACAUGGUGUCACAGGUCCAGUUUUUUUGUCCUGAUAAGUUUCCGGCGCUGUGACUCAGACACCGACAUCAUCAGCUCCUCCUCAUGUCGUCUCUCUGCUUCACUGAUGCUGUGAAGCAAAAUCUGUGCACGCGGACGGCAACCACUUUAUCCCCUGACGGCUGUGUUUAAAACGCCGAGAGGUGAUGAGUUACCACGGCGAUGUGGCGGCAGCUUCAGGAGUGAUGGAAUGUAACAGUGCGUGUCAGGUCAUGGAUGUUAAAACAAACACGUGUGAAACACUUUGUUACUUCCUGGGUUCAACAUUGUGAACUGAACAAGUUUUUUUUCUUUAAUCUCUGUUUGUGUUUUGGUGAUGUCAUCGUCCAGCUGACCUCGGGUCAGAGGUCAAACGUGUCCCAGUGACCUUGCCCUCAGCAAAGGCUGAUGGGACAGAAUCUGAUCACGUCAGACGUACAGGCGUCAGAUCUGAUCAGCAGUGACGCUGAACUCUCGACUGAACGACUCGACUUCAUCCUCCAAUUAAAAUCAAGUUUAAAAGGCUUCAGCCAAUCAGGUGACUCCACUGCCAACAGGGACCUGACGCAGGACUUCAUGUGUAGACUUGAGACUGACUCGUGACCUGGUGAACAGUGACUCGGUCCUGUAUGAACAGAAACACGUUAAACAUCCUGUUUCAUCAUCAUCAUCAUCAUCAUCACGUUCUUUCUUCUGUUAAACAAUAAAAACUGAAUAUUGAA
Molecule: messenger RNA, 5083 nt
Organism: Epinephelus moara (kelp grouper)
Lineage: Eukaryota; Metazoa; Chordata; Actinopteri; Perciformes; Serranidae
Product: zinc finger protein OZF-like
Exons: 3
Coding region: 329-1933 (534 amino acids)
Biological process (GO): regulation of transcription by RNA polymerase II
Cellular component (GO): nucleus
Molecular function (GO): RNA polymerase II transcription regulatory region sequence-specific DNA binding; DNA-binding transcription factor activity, RNA polymerase II-specific
Source: RefSeq, a predicted model, not a curated record